AUGAGCUCCGAUUCUUCCAUAACCAAGAGGCUGGAUGGCAAGGUGGCAUUGAUAACUGGUGGUGCCAGUGGCUUAGGAGAGUGUACAUCCAAACUAUUUGUCAAAAAUGGAGCCAAGGUUCUGAUUGCUGAUGUUGAAGACGAAUUGGGCCGCUCUGUUUGCCAAGAGCUUGGAACUAAAAACAUCAGCUAUGUCCACUGUGAUGUAACAUGCGAAUCUGACGUCCAAAAUGCCGUAAACUUGGCUGUAUCCAAGUACGGAAAGCUCGAUAUCAUGUUCAACAAUGCAGGCAUUCCUGGUGACAACGAAGUAAGAGUGACACAUGCUGCUAAGGACUUCAAGAGAGUGUUCGAUGUCAAUGUAUUGGGUGGUUUCUUAGGUGCCAAGUAUGCUGCCAGGGUCAUGGUUCUGUUUAAGAAAGGUUGCAUACUCUUCACAGCAACUCUUGCUUCAAAAAUCUCCAUCGGUCUCCCCCAUGCACACAAGGCAUCAAAGCACGCGGUAGCAGGGUUGACGAAGAGCUUGAGCGUGCAGUUAGGUGAGCAUGGAAUUAGAAUUAACUGCAUUUCGCCUAAUGGAAUUGUGACCCCAGCGUUCCACAAAGUAAUUGGGAAUUUCGAUAAGAAGAAGGGAGAGGAGAUGUUUGCGGUUUCAGCAGUGUUGAAAGGCACCGUAUUGGACCCUGAAGAUUUUGCGCAUGCAGCACUCAAUUUGGCAAGCAAUGAGGCUAAAUUUAUCAGUGGUGUUAACUUACCAGUCGAUGGAGCGUAUAGUGUUAGCAACCAAUCAUGGAAGAUGGGAUUCGCAGCACUUUCUGAAUAA
Molecule: messenger RNA, 822 nt
Organism: Gossypium raimondii (Peruvian cotton)
Lineage: Eukaryota; Viridiplantae; Streptophyta; Magnoliopsida; Malvales; Malvaceae
Product: short chain aldehyde dehydrogenase 1-like
Exons: 4
Coding region: 1-822 (273 amino acids)
Source: RefSeq, a predicted model, not a curated record